Miscanthus lutarioriparius is the source of this 1098-nucleotide messenger RNA. The record is from the annotation of a GenBank genome assembly. NCBI's taxonomy places the organism in Eukaryota, Viridiplantae, Streptophyta, Magnoliopsida, Poales, Poaceae.
AUGGCGCUCCGGAGGCUGCUGCAGGGGAGUGUCCUGCCGCGGGUAACCGGCAGGGCUUUGGCACCGGCCGUGGCGCCGUUUUCAACGGAGUCCGGGGAGACCAUCCGUGCCACGCUCUUUCCCGGCGAUGGCAUCGGGCCAGAGAUCGCCGAGUCUGUCAAGCAGGUAUUCAAUGUUGCAGGGGUACCAAUAGAAUGGGAAGAACACUAUGUCGGUACAGAAGUUGAUCCCAGAACAGAGAGUUUUUUGACUUGGGAAAGCCUGGAGUCAGUGCGUAGAAACAAAGUUGGCUUGAAAGGACCUAUGGCUACACCUAUAGGAAAGGGUCAUCGAUCUUUGAAUCUUACAUUAAGGAAAGAACUUGGGCUCUACGCCAAUGUCAGACCUUGCAACAGCCUCCCAGGCUACAAGACCAGAUACGAUGAUGUUAACCUUGUGACAAUUCGUGAGAAUACCGAAGGAGAAUAUAGUGGUCUUGAGCAUCAGGUUGUGAGAGGUGUUGUGGAAAGUUUGAAAAUUAUUACCCGCCAAGCAAGUUUGAGAGUGGCAGAGUAUGCUUUCCAUUAUGCCAAGGCUAAUGGCCGGGAAAGGGUCUCUGCGAUCCACAAAGCCAAUAUUAUGAGGAAGACAGAUGGUCUUUUCCUCAAGUGUUGCCGUGAAGUGGCUGAGAAGUACCCUGAAAUUCAAUAUGAGGAAGUCAUCAUUGACAAUUGCUGUAUGACGCUUGUGAAGAAUCCUGGUCUUUUUGAUGUGUUAGUGAUGCCAAAUCUCUAUGGUGACAUCAUUAGCGAUCUAUGUGCUGGUUUGAUCGGGGGCUUGGGCCUAACACCCAGUUGCAAUAUUGGUGAAGGUGGCAUUUGUCUGGCAGAAGCUGUUCAUGGUUCUGCUCCUGAUAUUGCUGGCAAGAACCUCGCGAACCCGACUGCUCUUAUGCUGAGUGCUGUCAUGAUGUUGCGCCACUUGCAAUUCAAUGACAAAGCAGACCGGAUCCACAACGCCAUCCUCCAGACCAUCGCUGAGGGGAAGUACAGGACUACUGAUCUUGGUGGAAAGGCAUCGACAUCAGAGUUUACAAAGGCAGUCUGUGAUCACAUCUGA